Molecule: messenger RNA, 1021 nt
Organism: Spinacia oleracea (spinach)
Lineage: Eukaryota; Viridiplantae; Streptophyta; Magnoliopsida; Caryophyllales; Amaranthaceae
Product: germin-like protein 1-1
Exons: 2
Coding region: 117-770 (217 amino acids)
Molecular function (GO): manganese ion binding
Source: RefSeq, a predicted model, not a curated record
GUUACCAAGCCUAAACUUGUGUUUAGUACUAAUUCUUGUACUCAUACACAAACUUAUUUGCAUCGUUGCACCGUUGCACGGUGGUUUAAGUUAUUUCCUCUCAUAUUUCCUUCGAAAUGGCGGGUGUUAAGGCGGUCGUCUUGGUGGUGCUAUUGGCAACUGCAAUUGGAGCCUUUGCAAAUGAUCCUGACAUGCUUCAAGAUGUCUGUGUUGCUAAUACUGCAUCAGGAAUACUAGUGAAUGGGUUCCCUUGCAAAAACAUCAGUAUGGUAACAGCAGAUGACUUCUUCUUCGCCGGAAUUUCACAACCAGUUCAAAUCACAAGCAAAAUCCUUGGUUCGAAAGUCACUGCGGCAAAUGUCAUGGACAUCCCGGGCCUUAACACCCUAGGAGUCUCUAUGGCCCGAGUUGACUUUGCUCCUUACGGGUUAAACCCACCUCACAUCCACCCUCGGGCCACUGAAAUAAUCUAUGUUCUUCAGGGUGAACUGUUUGUUGGUUUCAUAACUACCGCGAAUAAGCUCAUUUCUAAAGUGGUUAAGGCUGGUGAAGUAUUUGUUUUCCCAAGAGGUUUGGCUCAUUUCCAGAAAAACACUUCCAAAUAUCCAACAGCUGUUUUGGCUGCCUUUAACAGCCAAUUACCAGGCACUCAGCAGUUUGCAGCUGCUCUAUUUACUUCCAAUCCUCCUGUAUCAAACGACAUUUUGGCUCAGGCGUUUAACAUUGAUGAACACAAAGUUGAGAUGAUUAGGGCUGGCCUUACUGCCUAGAAGCAGUACAGAGGUGAUCAAAAUUUGGGUCGGGUUCGGGCUUUGGUCUAAAGCAGUGUUUUUCCUAAGGGAAUUUCGACAAAUCCAAGUUUCAAAUCCUAAACACGUUCGUUAAUAACAUAUUCGAUAAUGAUUUUGUUCAUAAGAAUCAUAGUUGAUUGGAUUUUAUUUUUUUUGCUCAUUGACAAUCCUUUUGUUAUCUGUACUUGAUUUUCAUCCUAUGUUUUUAUUGUUGAAACCAUUGUUUUUCA